AUGCGGCUCAAAUUCUCUCUCAUGGCCAUAGGCCUGGAAGUUGCUAUGAUUGUUUUAUUUGGAUUAUUUGUUGAUUAUGAGACCUCUCAGAGUGUCUCCAACCAAGUCAACGCCACAGUGCCACCAAACGCGGACCAAUUCUCUCAGUUGUAUCCCUUAUUUCAAGAUGUGCAUGUCAUGAUAUUUGUUGGGUUUGGCUUCCUCAUGACCUUCCUGAAGAAAUACGGCUUCAGCGGUGUUGGUUUCAACCUCUUUCUUGCUGCGCUGGGGCUCCAGUGGGGUACAAUUAUGAAGGGACUCCUUCACAAUCACGGACAGAAAUUUCACUUCGGAAUCAAGGAUAUGAUAAACGCAGACUUUAGUACAGCCACAGUUCUAAUUUCUUUUGGUGCUGUCCUGGGAAAAACAAGCCCCAUCCAAAUGCUGAUCAUGACAAUUCUAGAAAUUGCUGUCUUUGCUGGCAACGAACAUCUGGUUACUGUUACAUUUGAGGCCUCUGACAUUGGGGCAUCAAUGACAAUCCAUGCCUUUGGAGCCUACUUUGGCUUAGCUGUAGCCGGUGUGUUAUAUCGGCGUAACCUCAGACGUGAACAUGAGAAUGAAGAAUCAGUGUACCACUCUGACUUGUUUGCCAUGAUUGGAACACUUUUCCUGUGGAUAUUUUGGCCCAGCUUUAAUUCAGCCAUUGCUACACCUGGCAAUCAUCAGUUUAGGGCCGUCUUCAACACAUACACGUCACUUGCUGCCUGCGUGAUCAUAGCCUAUGCUUUGUCCAGCCUUGUUGAACGCCGAGGCAGGCUGGAUAUGGUCCACAUUCAGAAUGCUACUCUGGCAGGAGGUGUCGCUGUGGGCACGUGUGCAGACAUGGAAAUCAACCUAUACGGUGCUAUGACCAUUGGCAGCAUUGCAGGGAUCGUCUCUGUGCUUGGAUACAAGUUCCUUAGUCCACUGCUCGCAAAUAAACUGAUGAUCCACGAUACAUGUGGAGUCCAUAACUUGCACGGCUUACCUGGCGUGCUUGGAGGCCUUGCCAGCAUCGUGGCCGUACACCAUGGAAGCUCCGGCAUGUCCACUGUGGCUAUGCAGGCAGCAGCCCUGGGCACUUCCAUAGGCUUAGCAAUUGUUGGAGGUUUGAUUACAGGUCUAAUUCUGUGCUUACCUAUCUGGGAUCAGCCACCUGAUGAAUAUUGCUUUGAUGAUUCUGUUUAUUGGAAGGUUCCCAAGGUCAGAGAACUUGAUGAUCACUUCUUUCAACAUGCGAAUCACAACCACGUGGAAGAGGAAGUCUAA
This is a messenger RNA of Psammomys obesus (fat sand rat), 1290 nucleotides long. RefSeq names its product Rh associated glycoprotein (gene Rhag). NCBI's taxonomy places the organism in Eukaryota, Metazoa, Chordata, Mammalia, Rodentia, Muridae. Gene Ontology annotation, biological process: ammonium transmembrane transport; ammonium homeostasis. Gene Ontology annotation, molecular function: ammonium channel activity. The transcript is spliced from 10 exons. The coding region runs from base 1 to 1290 and encodes 429 amino acids. Gene Ontology annotation, cellular component: plasma membrane. The record is from RefSeq and is a predicted model, not a curated record.